Ceratosolen solmsi marchali is the source of this 1227-nucleotide messenger RNA. RefSeq lists its product as uncharacterized. NCBI's taxonomy places the organism in Eukaryota, Metazoa, Arthropoda, Insecta, Hymenoptera, Agaonidae. Gene Ontology annotation, cellular component: membrane. The coding region runs from base 1 to 942 and encodes 313 amino acids. The transcript has 5 exons. The record is from RefSeq and is a predicted model, not a curated record.
AUGGCGGUCGACAUCCUGGACGUGGAUCACCUAGCGGUAAGCGCGAUCGUUACCGUCGGCAUGCAGCUGAUCUUCUUCACGAUCGCCGCCACCUUUCAAAUGGACAAGCUCACGGAUUUUGCGGGGGGCGUGAAUUUCAUUAUCCUCGCCCUCCUUACCUUCUUCCUCGGACAGGUCGGUAAGACCUACGACAGUCGUCAGCUAAUGGUGACUAUUUUUGUUUGUCUCUGGGGAGCUCGACUUUCCUGUUAUUUACUUUAUCGCAUUGUCAAAAUUGGAAGGGACAAGCGCUUCGACGACCGUCGAAGUAACAUUAUACGCUUCGCCGUUUUCUGGACAUUUCAGGCGGUGUGGGUGUAUGUGGUAAGCCUCCCGGUGAUAAUCAUCAACUCACCGAGACAUAAGAUACCACCGGCCCCGAAGACAAUGACGACCCUCGAUAGCGCGGGUACCGGAUUGUUCGUCGUCGGCCUACUCGCCGAGACUUACGCUGACCUGCAGAAAUUCGCGUUCAGACAAGACCCGAUCAACGACGGCAAGUGGUGCAACGACGGUCUCUGGAGGCUCUCCAGACAUCCCAACUACUUUGGCGAGAUCGUCGUCUGGUGGGGCAUCUUUGUCAUCUCACUGAACGUCAUCGAGGGUAUCGAAUGGAUCGUCAUUGCCUCUCCCAUAUUCACGACCAUCAUCAUUCUCUUCCUCUCGGGAAUGCCGUUGCUGGAGAAGGCUGCCGACGAACGAUACAGAGACAAUGCCGAGUACCGCUACUACAAGCAGUCGACCUCGCCGCUCAUCCCCAUUCCGCCGGCCAUCUACUCCGAGGUACCCUGGUUCCUCAAAUUUGUUCUUUGCUGCGAAUUCCCGCUUUACGACUCCAUGGAGGCGAAGCCCCGGGCCGCUGUAACCGAAUCCACGUCCAUCAGCCUCGCAGCAUCUACGUAGCUAUAAGCGUGCGUCGGAUUGGCAACCGACGCACGUAAAAGCCCGAGUUCAGCUCUCAAAGCCUCUUGGGGGAGGUUUUGUCAUUGUUAUCCAUCGUUUAUCUCUGCUCUCUCACUUUUCUACUUGCACUUUGAUUCCCUCGCGAACCUAUUCCGAUCCAGUGAGUGUGCGUGUGCGUCCCAUUGAUAAAGAGCAUAUUGGCGCUGGAUGACAUUGUCUCUCUUCCUCCCUCUCGCGCUUCGCAAGUGCAGGAAUGGUAGUUACCAUCAGUCAAAAUAAGUACUG